This is a messenger RNA of Ambispora leptoticha, 1158 nucleotides long. The record is from the annotation of a GenBank genome assembly. Lineage: Eukaryota; Fungi; Glomeromycota; Glomeromycetes; Archaeosporales; Ambisporaceae.
AUGGAAUCUUCUAAUGCUGCCUCUUCUUCCUCUUCCUCGUCAGCAGCACAACGAGAAUCUUUAACAAACAUUCCACCUACAGCCUCAACUUCAACACAACCUUCACAAGCUUCAGCAAUUCCAAAUGAAAUUCCAACGAAAAAGCAGCCCGUUGUCUUAUUAUGUAUCGGGAUGGCCGGGUCUGGUAAAACAACGUUUAUGCAACGUCUUAAUGCGCACUUGCAUAGUAUCAAGAAACCACCAUACGUGAUAAAUUUAGAUCCAGCUGUCACUCAAUUGCCAUUCACUGCAAAUAUUGACAUACGAGAUACAAUCAAUUACAAGGAAGUAAUGAAACAAUAUAAUUUAGGUCCAAAUGGUGGUAUUCUCACAAGUUUAAAUUUAUUUACGACAAAAUUUGAUCAAGUGUUAGAUUAUGUGGCAAAAAGAGCGCCAACGCUAGAUCAUAUAAUACUGGACACACCUGGACAGAUUGAAAUUUUUACGUGGUCCGCAUCUGGAGCCAUUAUCACCGAUGCAUUGGCUGCCACUUAUCCAUGUGUCGUUGCAUACAUAAUCGAUACACCGCGUACAACAAAUCCUGCUACUUUUAUGAGUAAUAUGCUGUAUGCUUGUAGUAUUCUAUACAAAACCAAAUUGCCAUUCAUACUGGUGUUUAACAAGAUUGAUGUUGUAUCACACGAAUUUGCCGUUAAAUGGAUGACAGAUUUCGAGGCAUUUCAACUUGCAUUACAAAAAGAGACAAGCUAUAUGAAUACUUUGAUGCAUUCAAUGAGUUUGAUGUUGGAUGAAUUCUAUCAACAUCUCAGACUGGUGGGUGUCUCGGCAAUGACUGGUGAAGGAAUCAAUGAAUUCUUUGAGGCGAUCGACAAAGCAGUUGAAGAAUAUGAGACCGAAUAUAAACCGGAAAUAGAAAGACUAAUACGUGAAAAGGCAGAAAGACAAGAAAACGAAAAACAGGCACAAAUUAAUAAACUGAUGAAAGAUAUGGAUGUUUCUGGAAAGGAUGAAGACGAGGAUGAGGAUGAUGAAGAUUAUGAUGAUGACACAUUCAAAGAGGAAGAUUACAAGGAGAUUGAACGACACCAGAAAAAACUUGAUGAUCAAAGUUUCAAGAGGUGGUUGUCACAAGCAAAUGAAGGUGGUGGCGGGAUUUAA